Molecule: messenger RNA, 10897 nt
Organism: Mercenaria mercenaria
Lineage: Eukaryota; Metazoa; Mollusca; Bivalvia; Venerida; Veneridae
Product: SH2B adapter protein 1-like
Exons: 7
Coding region: 103-1980 (625 amino acids)
Biological process (GO): intracellular signal transduction
Cellular component (GO): plasma membrane
Molecular function (GO): transmembrane receptor protein tyrosine kinase adaptor activity
Source: RefSeq, a predicted model, not a curated record
UGAUAUGUUGUUUGUCUUCCGGCGUGAAAUUUGACAUAUUUUUCACUUGUUGUAAAAUUUCAUUGUUUUUAGGAUUUAAUGCUGUGAUAUGCAGAUCAAAAUAUGGAUUCAUUAUCCUUUGAUGUAGGAGCGUCUCCCCACCGGCCUGGAUGGAUGGAAUUUUGUGAUAAACAUGCAAGAACUUCAGCCGAAGAUUUUUUUGAGAGCUUCCUGGUAUUUCUUAAGGCCCAUCCCACUUCUGAAUUUAGACCUAGAGAACCCAUUGAUUAUGCUAGGAAGUUUGUAGAACUAUUCCUCCAGCAUUUUGAGCAUAGAAUAAAUAAAGGUGCCCACUCAAAAGACAAUGAAACAGCUCGUAAAGAGAUGGCAAUUGAAGGUCCUGAAAUGUGGUUGAAUAGGAAUGAGGCAGGAUCAGAAAGUUCCGCUAUUAAUGGUGUGGAUGGGCCGGCAUCACUUGCUAGAUCGAAUCAUGAUGACCGUGAUAUUUUCGAUGAUGAACAUAGUGUUCACAAUGACGCAUUAGAACACGAUAAUUCUGGUUUCACAUCGGAAACUCAAAAUUCUAGCAUGGUCUCACCAGCAUUGAAAUCAAAAGGAAGCAUUUUAAAACGUUUUUCAUUUCGGAAAAUUAAACAACGGGGGUUAUUCAAACAAAAUUCUGAAGAAAUGGAAUUAGCAUCUGGAUCUUCAGAUAAUUAUUCACGGGAAAAACAUUUAAAUGAACAGAAGCAAAGCAAACGCAAUAAGAGGCUUCAUAAAGAAUCUAAGCACAAACUGACUCCUAACUUACCGCACUCAGUUGGAGAAGUUAAAAAAGAAGGAAUUGUUUAUGUUUUAACAGGAGAAGACUCUAGAGGAAAAUCUCGUUGGGAGAAGACCCGAUUAGUUUUGUUAAAAACAGAUACAAGUUAUCUGUUGGAAUUUUAUUCUCCACCAAAGUCUGUGAAGCCAAAGUCAGGACUUUUCUGUUUCCUAAUAACUGAAGCCAGAGUGACAACAGCACUGGAAAUGCCGGAUCAUGAACAUGCAUUUGUUCUUAAGGGCCAGGGUACUACAGAAUAUGUGAUAGAGGCAACAUCUCACAGUGAAAUGAUGUCAUGGUUGAUGGAACUGAAAGUUUGUAUUUCACCUGAACCGCCAAGAGACAUUGGUGAGGCAGAUGAUCUAGGACCAUCAGCGCGGCCAAGAUUACCCUCGGCACCUAGUGGUACUAUAAACAGAGUGAAUGCUGAUUCACCUGUGAUUGGCCCAUCCCACCGAAGUUCAUCCCAAGGAAGUGUUUCAAGUAACCCACCAGAAAUACCGCCAAGGCCUGCUGGUUCAAGCCCACGUUCAUUUAACUACCCACAAGGAUAUGAUGAUCACCAUGAUAGCAUAUCUGGAGAGUACAAUAUUGAUCAGAUGCUUCGAGAGUACCCAUGGUUCCAUGGUACGCUAAGUCGUCUGGAGGCGGCCCAGCUGGUGCUUCAACAAGGGUCAACCGGUCAUGGUGUGUUCCUUGUUAGACAGAGUGAAACUAGAAAAGGAGAAUAUGUUCUUACAUUUAAUUUUCAAGCUAGGGCUAAGCAUCUGCGGAUGACGAUAAACAAUGAAGGUCAAUGCAGGGUGCAACAUUUAUGGUUUAACUCAAUAUUUGACAUGUUAGAACAUUUCCGUACGCACCCUAUACCUCUUGAGUCUGGCGGAACUUCGGAUGUGACGUUAACAGAUUAUGUAGUUUCAUUAGAUAGACAGGUAACGCCACCACGAGGAUCUCCGAUUCCGGGUAGUAACAUGGAACAGCGAUCAAAUUCAAAUCCUAAUUUGAGUGCAAGAAGUCAUGGUGGAGGGGAUACGAGGGACAUUAUAGUGAUAAGCGGCCCUGUACGCGCUACGACGGGUUCUAUUGAGGAAGUUAUGCGGGAGCAAGGACAACAGCAUCAUGGGAGUCAGCAGGGGCUGCAUGGAAGAGCAGUAGAAAAUCACUACUCUUUUGUGUGAUUAUUAAAGACUUUUAUUGUUUAUGUUAAGAGUUUGUUCAUUAUUUUUGUUGUUCAAUUUCCGGAAAUUUCAUGGUAGCUGCUUUGUGGUCACAGAAGGUUUUUUUUUACAUUUUUUUCACAGCAAAACUUUGUUGAUAACAUUGAUAUGAUAUGAUUGCGGAUUGUGUUUUCCAUUUUGUUUCCAUGUUGAAGCUGUUAUGCAGUCAUGGAUCAUGAUUUCCAUUUUUUCCAUGAUAGAAGCUGUUAUGCAGUCAUGGAUCAUGGAUCAUACUUUCUGUGUUUCAAUGAUACAAGCUGUUAUGCAGUCAUGGAUCAUGAUUUCCAUUUUUUCCAUGUUGGAAGCUGUUAUUCAGUCAUGGUUCAUGGAUUGUACUCACUGCAUUUUUUCAAUGAUCGAAACUAUAAUGCAGAUUAUUGCAGUCAUAGGUCACAUUUUUUUCCAUUUGUCAAUUAUGGAUACUAGUACAUAUAUUUAAGUUUUUGUUGCGGAAAGUUUAUAUACAGUAUAUCUUUGAAAGGUUGAUUUAUUAUGCCUGUGAUGAGCUUUUUUUGGUGUCAUGCUUUUAGGGAAUCUUCUACCAAAGUUUUUAUCUUGGUUCAUGUAAUAUGUACAAAAGUUUAUUUGAAAGAAAAUAUGUUUAUAUGGCAGAAAAGUUAAAAAUCAGUUUGAUCGGUCUUUCAAAUAUAGUACUGGCAAAGAGCCUGGAGGCAAGCAUGAAAUAACUACAAAAUUUUUAAAACAAGUUAUUAUAAUGUUUGUUGUUCCUUUGUUGCUAAAUUAUUUGAAGUUGUUUUUUUUUCAAAUAGUACAUAUCUUCGCUUUAUAAAUACAGUCAAAGUUGCUGGAGAGACCACAUCUAUUUAGAGACUGCUUUUCAGUUCUUUUUUGUGUUGUUAAAGAACAGAUUAUGAUGUAUUAAGAGUCUAGUUUUGUUAAGACACCAUGUUUUUCUCUUGCCUUAUGUGGUCUCUUAACCUUUAGCCUGCUGGUGGCAAUUGAUUUUGCUGUUUCUCAUAAAUUUGUCCCAGUACUUCAAUACUUUUGUAUUGCUUGGUAUAGUUGAACUUUGAAUGGGGGGUUGAAAGUUUUUUUGUUUUUUUCUGUCAGUAUGAAUCAUGACUGCAAAUUGAGAAAUAUUGAUUCAAAUUACAUUUGGUUUUGUAUAUUGUAAUCAAAGAAUGCAAACCUGUUUAGUAGGCUAUCAUAACCUUUUUUUUACAUUUAUUUUUAGGCAAGAUGAACCUUGACAUCAGUUGAUCUUGAUUUUGACCUUGUGACCUACUUUCACAUUUCUGUAGCUACAGCCUUCAAAUUUGGACCACAUGUAUAUUUUUGAGUGGCAAGAUGAACCUUGACAUGAGUUGACCUUGAUUUUGACCUAGUGACCUACUUUCACAUUUCUGUAGCUACAGCCUUCAAAUUUGGACCACAUGCAUAGUUUUGUGCACUGGAAAAAUCUUUGACCUUGAUUUUGACCUAGUGACCUACUUUCACAUUUUUGAAGGUACAGGCGUCAAAUUUGGACCAUAUGCAUAGUUCCAUGAUUCAAAAUGAAAUUUGACAUUGAUUUUGACCUAGUGACCUACUUCCACAUUUCUCAAGCUACAGCCUUCAAAUUUGGACCACAUGCAUAGUUUUGUGUACCGAAAAAAACUUUGACCUUCACAUUGACCUAGUGACCUACUUUCACAUUUUUAAGGUACAGGCUUCAAAUUUGGACCACAUGCAUAGUUUUGUAUUCCGAAAUAAAAUUUGACCAUGAUUUUGACCUAGUUACCAACUUUUACAUUUCUCAAGCUACAGCCUUCAAAUUUGGACCACUUGCAUAGUUUUGUGUACCGAAAUGAAAUUUGACCUUAAGAUUGACCUAGUGACCUACUUUCACAUUUUUAAGGUACAGGCUUCAAAUUUGGACCACAUGCAUAGUUUUGUAUUCCGAAAUAAAAUUUGACCUUGAUUUUGACCUAGUGACCUGCUUUUACAUUUCUCAAGCUAUAGCCUUCAAAUUUGGACCACUUGCAUAGUUUUGUGUACCAAGAUGAACUUUGACCUUUACAUUGACCUAGUGACCUACUUUCACUUUUUGAAGGUACAGGCUUCAAAUUUGGACCACAUGCAUAGUUUUGUAUUCCGAAAUAGAAUUUGAACUUGAUUUUGACCUAGUGACCUACUUUUACAUUUCUCAAGCUACAGCCUUCAAAUUUGGACCACUUGCAUAGUUUUGUGUACCGAAAUGAACUUUGACCUUAAGAUUGACCUAGUGACCUACUUUCACAUUUCUGUAGCUACAGGCUUCAAAUUUGGACCACAUGCAUAGGAUUGUGUACCGAAACAAACUUUGACCUUGACAUUGACUUAGUGACCUACUUUCACAUUUCUGAGCUACAGCUUUCGAAUUUGGACCACAUGUACAGUGUUGUGUACGGAAAUGAAAUUUGACCUUGAGGUAGUCAAUUAGUCUUGAAAUUUGGAACACUCAAAAUGGCACAUUGGUGGGCGCCAAGAUCACUCUGUGAUCUGUUGUAUAGAUAUAAGGGUACAUGUGUUUGCUUCAGUUUAAGGUUAAAAAAUCUUGCUUGGAAUUAACCCUUACCCUGCUAAAGUUCUAUAAUGAACUUGUCCAUCAUUAAAUUUCGACAGUACCAUUAACUGUUAAAGGAGAUGCUUACCAAAAAGAAACUGACUGAAUGGCAAACAGUGCAGAUGUGCAGGCUGAUCAGAAUCAACACUGGUCGGAAAGACAGAAUCAGUCUUGUCCUGCAUGAUAAGGGUUAACACUUAAAGGCAUACCCUAGAAUUCCCUGUAUAUGAGAUGGGCGAAAAUUUUCCCAAUAACAGAAUUUCUUUAAACUUUGGAUAUUGAAGGAUAACCAUCUAAGAAACAAAAAAAUGCAAUAAAAAUCAUAGGUCAUCGGAUUCGAAAAAGAGUUAUCUGCCCUUGAAAACGUCAUUUUUGGAGGAAAUGCCGUUUUCAAGGGCAGAUAACUCUUUUUUGAUAAUGGUGACCUUUGAUUUUUAUUGCAUUUUUUUGUUUCUUAGAUGAUUGUCCUUCAAUAUCCAAAGUUUAAAGAAAUUCUGUUAUUGGGAAAAUUUUCGCACCAAAUUCUAGCAUACGUCCUUAAUACAACAUUUUUGCUCAAAAUGAAAAUUGAGGUUUUAACAUAAAAUGGUCAUAACUUGUUCUUUAAAUUUAAUCUGUUUUGACAGUUCUCUGUUCAGCCCCCAAAAUGCGAAAUCUGGUGUUUAUGAAGAAAAGAUGUAGUUUGAUCUUAAAAUUACUCAAACAAAUUUUCUUGUUAUUAGUUUCUUUUGAAUAUUCUAUACCAGAACAACCGAUUUUUCUGGUACAGGGUCAGAGCUUCUGUUCUUAUGUCACUGUAUUUAUACUGGAAAAAGGUGUAGCUUAUUUAGAUCUAUUGAUGUCUUUUCACACUUUGAAAGGAGGGUAAAUAUUCAAUGUUCUUCUAAAUAAGUUGCAUAUAUCUAAGCUUUAAUUAUGUCCCCACACAUUUAUGUGGGAGGCAUAUAGCGUUGCUGCUGUCCAUACAACCAUAUGUUCCAAAUUUUGUGUGUCCCAACUUCUUACACACUAUUGGCCUGAUUUGCUUAAAACUUUCAUAGAUGAACAAGCUUUAUGUGCAGAUGACCAUAAAGGAAGGAUGUUUUUCGGUGAUUAUUUUUUCUGUAGUUAUGGCCCUUUGAUAGUUUUGCUUUAUAGAAUAUAGAGAAAAAUGUUGUGUGUCCAGCUAUUAAAUACCAUUGAAAGGAUAUAGUUGAUAAAGGACCUUCAUGUGAAGAUUACCAUAAAUAAUUGACUUUUUUCUAUGGGUAUGUUUUCUAGAAUUAUGGCCCUUUUUUGAUAAAACUUUGCUAUUUAGAGGAUGGCGCAAUAUGUGGGAGCAUUCAUGGCCUAUGGAAACAAUUCUAGUUGAGUAAUUUUUUUUAAUUAAUUGGUAAAAGAUAGUGUUGAUGAUGUUCCAUUGUUAUAAGUCAUGCAACAAUGAGUUAAUCAGGGUAUACAGAAAAGCAUACAAAAAAUGAAAUCGUGUAAGGUUUCUUAUAUUCUGAAAAAGAAAAUGAGCCGUGCCAUGAGAAAACCAACAUAGUGGGUUUGGCACCAGCAUGGAUCCAGACCAGCCUGCGCAUCCACGCAGUCUGGUCAGGAUCCAUGCUGUUCGCUAACAGUUUCUCUAAUUCCAAUAGGCUUUGAAAGCGAACAGCAUGGAUCCUGACCAGACUGCGCAGAUGCGCAGGCUGGUCUGGAUCCAUGCUGGUCGCAAACCCACUAUGUUGGUUUUCUCAUGGCACGGCUCAAAUGAUGUUUGUUCACAUAAAUAAUACAAAAGAUGUUCAUUAUUUAUUGUUAUAAUAAGUUUUUUUAUGUUUUGUGUAGAAUUUGUUGAAUAUGUAAACGUGUAAUAUGGCAAAUUACUGAGUAUGUAAAUAUGUAUAUAUCGUAUAAUGUGCAAUGAAGAUCUAUUUAAGAGGAUUUUUUUUUUUAUUUGUAUAUUUUGUACUCUUUUGAGGUAUAUGUAUAUGUGUUUAUGAUUUUUCAGUGAUACAGUUUUUGAGCCCUUUUAAAUGGGUUGGGUUGGGGCAUAGACGUUUUUCUUUAUGUGUCUGCACAUUCACCACAAAAGCCAGAAGAAUGACUCGGAGAAAUGGCUUUUGAAAAGACUGUAAUUUUUAGAGUUAUAGCCCUUUGUAAAUUUAGGGGGAAAAAGGUUUCUUUGAUGAGACUGUUAUUAUGAAGAGGGCACUUGGAUCAAGUUGCGUGUUUUCUUUAUUGGAAACAUAUUUGAGCCGUGCCAUGGGAAAACCAACAUAGUGGGUUUGCAACCAGCAUGGAUCCAGACCAGCCUGCGCAUCCGCGCAGUCUGGUCAGGAUCCAUGCUGUUUGCUAAUGGUUUCUCUAAUUGCAGUAGGCAUUAAAAGCGAACAGCAUGGAUCCUGACCAGACUGUGCGGAUGCGCAGGCUGGUCUGGAUCCAUGCUGGUCGCAAACCCACUAUGUUGGUUUUCCCAUGGCGCUGCUCAUUUCUAUAACAGCAGAAUGCUUGAAUAAUCAAAUAUGCAAGAAAGUCAGAUUGUUACUGCAGAUUUUAUGUCAUUGAGAAAAUAAUAACUGUGAAAUCAUUAAUAUUCAUGGUGUUCUUAUUUUCAUGGAUUUCGUGGUUGAUAUAAUUCACACAGUAAAAUUCCAAAUAAUAAGUAAAACUCAUAUAUAUUUUAUGUGAAGAAGUUGAAAUCCAAGAAUUCAUAUCCACAUGAGAUAACUGUUCUGUGACCAAACCACGAAAUCGAAUGAUUUUAUAGUACAUCUAUUAUAGUUAUAUAAGUUUAAAACUAUAUUGGACCUUUGAUGAAUGAGAUUGAAAUUAUAUAGUAAAACCAAUUCUUUAUUAUGUCUCCCACCACAUAGUGGUGUGGGAGACGUAUUGAUUUACUCCUGUCUGUCUGUCACAAAUAUUGUCCACACUCUUAAGUUGAACAGUUCUCAUCCAGUCUUCGCCAUACUUGAACAAAAUAUGUUUGUCCGUAAGACCUCGCCCAAGUUCAAUAACUAGCCAGAUCGGCCCAGGCACUUCAGAAUUAUGGCCCUUGAAUUACAGAAAAUCAGACUUCUUACUCUUGUUUGUACUUUUGACAUUUUUCAUCCAAUCUUCACCAUACUUGAACAAAAUGUGUUUGACCAUAAGACCUUGGCUGUGUUCGAUAACUAGCCAAGGCACUUUAGAAUUAUGGCCCUUGAAUAACAGAUAUCGGCCUUUUUACUCUUGUCCGCACUCUAAGUCAAACAUUUCUUAUCCGAUCUUCACCAUACUUUAAAAAAAUGUGUUUGGCCACAAGGCCUCGGCCAUGUUCAAUAACUAGCCUUGAAUUACAGAAAAUCUGCCUUCUACUCUUGUCAGCGCUCUAAGUCAAACAUUUCUCAUCUGAUCUUCACCAAACUUGAACAAAAUGUGUUUGACAAUAAGUCCUCGACCAGGCUUGAUAACUAGCCAUAUCUGCCCAGGCACUUCGGAAUUAUGGCCCUUGAAUUACCAAAGGUUGGCCUUUUUACUCAUGUCCAUGCUCUAAGUCAAACAUUUCUCAUCUGAUCUUCACCAAACUUGAACAAAAUGUAUUUGCCAAUAAGUCCUUGGCCGAGUUCGAUUACUAGCCAAAUCAGCCCAGGCUCUUAGGAAUUAUGGCCCUUCAAUUACCCAAAAACAUCCUAUUUACUCUUCAAAGGUAAAUUUGUAGUGAGUAAACUGUAUAUAAAGACUGACUUAAUAUUUAGAUGAUUAAGCAGUUGUCGGAGACAUGUGCUUUUCUCAAAAGCAGCUCUGGUUUUCUUGAUAAGGAGAUAUAUGGAUAAAUGCAAUUAGUUAAUUGAUUACAAUUGAUUACCUCUAUUAAUGAGUUCCAUUUUAUUAAGAAGUCCUUUAAAAGCAUAUUUUUAGGUGGUUUGAGGAAUUGGUUUAUAUGUAAUUGUUAAUGACUGAUAUAUAGACCCGAUUUGUUUGUUUUAAGUUGAGAAGAAAUUAUGAAAAUUUAUUGAGUUGAUUUCAAUUUUGAAAAACAUUGUGUCUAUUAAGAAAAUUAGAACUAUUAAGAGUGUUCAAUUUAAUAAAAAAAACUAUAGGAUACAAGAUAUUUGUUUAUUUUUUCAUGAAUAGGAAAUAAUAUCAUAUCUUGCCUCAAAGUGAGACAAUUUUUUUCACAUAGCGCAAUUGAAAAUGUCAAAAUUGUCUCACUUUGAGUUGAGAUAUAUCCUAUAUUUACAAAAAAAAAUUUUCUUUUUAUUUACGAUGACACACACACUUUGCAACAAAUUUUAAAUUUGGAUUGGUACUGUGGGCAAUCUUCCUUGACAGAUUUUUGUAUUCCUUAAUAGGUCUCAAAAUGCUUUCAGUCUCUGCAGUGUGCCUCAACAUAACUUAGUCCUGGGUUAUAACUUAUAAGUUAUAAACCAGACCAGUCUGAAAAGUCCAACAUCCGAUUGGCAGUUUUGAAAUGGACCAAUGGGAAGAUUGCAUUUUAGACUGGUCACCAAAUUCAGGUUUUGUAUUCCAGUAACCAGAUGAAUUGAUAUCUAAAGAUAAAAUAUAAUAUUAUAAUUGUGAAUGAUCUCUACAUUAAAUCUUUAUUGACAUGGAAUGAAAUUCUGAUGAACUGAUGGAAGUAAGGCUAUAAAGAAAUGAGUUUAGGCCUAAUAUGUGAUUCUAUUAUAUGCAUAUGAGUUCCUGUCUGAAAUACAGCCUAAUAGCUAAUACAAUAUCCCAUCCAAUACGAAAAAAUAUUCAAUGGUUGACGUCGAAUAUGUCAUUAGAAAUGACAUGAUGAUGACGUCUUGACGUUCCAUGCAUCAAAAAGUUCACCGUUUCAAACAAGUUUUCAGUCUUAUUUGUCUUAAAUUAUAAUAAAUGUUGGCUAAUAUAGCAUUAGAAGUAGGUAUAUGUCAAAGGGUUAUUAAAGCAGUACCUUGAUCUACAGUGGUGCAUUGGGCUGUCAUGAUUUUUUACCCGACCAGAUCGCACUGCACAAGCACCUCAUGGUAUCCAAUGUUAUAAUAAUUCAGAGUUAUUUUUCUCUCCAGAUGUGCUAUAAAUGAAAUAAAUAUUGCACUGAUUUUUUUUUUGUCACAACUGGUGAAAUUAGAUAGAAAUUAUCCUAGGGUAUGUAUUGUCACAAAAUCUAGAGACACAAUACUAGACUUAUAUCAAUAAAUUGUCACUGCUCCAGAAAGGUUUAUUCAUGCAUUUCAACAAUGGUAUUUGGCUUUAUCACUUGCAAAAAUAUCGGGGGCAAUAAGUAAUUGGAAAGUUGGUGUUUUGUAACUUUGAAAAUCGUGUGUAAUUGCUUUUUGUCAAAAGACAUUAUUUUUGGUUUUCAAGAGUUAUUCCAUUAUAUUUUGCACUUAUACAGCCAGAACCAUGAAGGGAGAUUAUCAAAAACAACUGAUUGAAUAAUACUUUCUAUGUUAAUCAAAAUAUUAAAACCUGUGCUAAAAUAUAUGAGAAAACAAUUCUGGAAAAUGGAAUUAAUCAUGAAAAACGAUAUAUGAGCCGCGCCAUGAGAAAAUCAACAUAGCGGCUUUGCGGCCAGCAUGGAUCCAGACCAGCCUGCGCAUCCGCGCAGUCUGGCCAGGAUCCAUGCUGUUCGCUUUCAAAGCCUACUGAAAUUAGAGAAAACCUUUAGUGAACAGCAUGGAUCCUGACCAGACUGCGCGGAUGCGCAGGCUGGUCUGGAUCCAUGCUGGUUGCAAAGCCACUAUGUUGGUUUUCUCAUGGCACGGCUCAUUUUAUGUUCAAAGCAACAUUUAGACAAAGGCAUUUUGACCCAGCAAGACAUAAAAAGAUACAAUGUAGCUUCAGAAUGUGCUUUUUUGAUUGGCUAUGACUAAGAAGUACAAAAUAGAUACUAGUAUAAUAACAGAUAUAAAAGAAACAGGCAUUUUAGGGCAUUUAUAUCAACAGAUGUAUAUGUAUUGUUCAAGUAAGAAUGUCCCUAUUGUUUAAGAAAACACCAUCAUCUUUUAUCAAUUUAAUUUGAUUUUUUUUAUUCCUUUUGUCUUUUAAUAUCAUGAAAUUUACUGUAGAUAAUGUAAACAUUUAGGCCUAUCUAUAUUUUCAUGUUUGUAAUGAUACAUUCUUUUACAAUUUGUGUAAAAGCUGUUAUGUGGUUUGAAAUAUAGCAAUGUUUUAUGGUAUAUGGAGAAAAUAUUUUUAAAAAUAGAAGUAGGGAGAAUUUAUACAAUUUUCCUAACAUAUAUAAAGAAAAUAGAUGUUACAGAGUUGUUAAAAGAUAUGUUAAAGACAAAACUGAUUACCUUAGAUAUAAUCUCAUUUUUUUAUCAUGUAUACAUUGUUUUCUCAUUAUUCAUAUAUUUAAUAAUUGUAAUAAUUCAAUAAAAUUUUCUUGCCAAAGGC